GUCGCAUUACUACCAGUACGAAAAGUUUCAUUUGAACAUGAAAUGUAAAAUGGUGCGUGAGAAUUGGGCUAAAUUCUUCUUUUUGCUGUUGCACCAUUCAUUCUUCCGGUUUACCGUUUAAUAAAUUAUCGCGCACUAAUCAAUGAGAUAAAGAUACAAUUUCAUAAAAAGCGGAGUGAAAGUCCCGGUAUUCGAUCUGUAAAGUGCAGUUUUCCCAGCAUGCAUCAUGAGUGGGAGUGAUUGGGAUGGUUUGCUAGCGAGCGAUGUCUACUAAAAAUUAAUGUUUAAAAAAUUCAAAAAUAAAUUUCGAAGGACUUUUCUCUUAAUCUUUUAACAAAUUAGUGGUAACUUAAUUCAUGGAAAUGUGUUUGCUACAUAUCGGAGUUGAAACGUAAUGGCAAUAGUAGUGUAUUCACAUUGGUGACGUAGUUCUCCAUUGUACUUGCUCUGUUUGUACAACAUUUAUGGAAAAACGAAGAAUGCAUCCAAAUGGAUAAAUGAGUAAUUUCUGGCAUCGUUACUAAAGCAGCGAUCAAAUGUUACAAUUUGAACUUAAGCUUAAAGGAUACACCACAAGUUUUCACCAUGUCUGCUAACCAGCUUAUGGAUUCAUGUCUUCUCGUGAACCGGCGGGUGGAACAAAGGCAGGAACACAGCAUCACCCACACAGAAAUAACGCAGAGGCGGGUUUUGCACGAUAAAGGUCCCGAUAUGCAGCAUUAUAAAGGGCCAGAAACUGGGAGUUCGAUAGGAGAAGGAGUUUAUCAUUCGCAUAGCAAUGGACACUCUGAACAUUCUCCAAACUCUAGCCAUAUGUCUGUUCACAGUGACGAACCUUUAGUACGUACUCAUAAACAGCAAACUACACAGCAAGUGACUACGGUAACUAAGGUUGUGCGUGAAGUGCAGCAAUUAGGUGAUGGUCCGCCGGGUGAAUAUGUGCCAGUGCCCUUAGGCUCAUAUCAGCAUCCAACCCACGCCCGUCCUCAGUACGUAGAUUACAUGGAGCAACCAUCUCAUCACAUGUAUUCCCAAUAUCAUCAACAUCCACAUUAUCAAGAUUACGAGCACUAUCCAUCUAAUCCAUAUGGAGGUUACAUGGGAUAUCCUGCCGGAGCGGAGCGGCCUCCUACACCGCCAAGUCCGAGCGAACACAGUGGCGCUCCAUCACCUCUGCCUUUGACUGCUCAACCAGGAGGUCCCUAUUUGACCUCCGGCUAUGAUGAAUUACCUGAACAUUAUAGAGUAACCCCAUCACCUGGAGGACCCAUCGGAUUGGAUUUCCAAGACGAUCCCGGUGUAGUGUACGGAUAUGUUUCUCCAUCUCCAUAUGGUACUACCACAAACCACCCUAGUUCUACAUACGACACGCGGCCAUAUGAGGAGAGCUUAAACGGACCAGUGCCGGUCGCUGCACCUAUCCGAAUGUAUGACGAUGAAGAACUUCAGAAGCACAUGAACAAAAUGUCCAUGUCCUUACACGGUCACGGUAUCGGGUUACCCAACAACAGGAGUCACGCAAUGGCAUCUCCGGGCAGCAUAGGGGGCGACGACGAUCAACGAGGCAUGCGCUGGCGCGAUCCAAAUUUAACCGAGGUCAUAGGCUUUCUAAAUAAUCCCAACAACGUCAUUAAAGCAAACGCCGCCGCCUAUUUACAACAUCUCUGUUAUAUGGAUGAUCCGAAUAAACAAAAAACCCGCGCUUUAGGAGGCAUUCCACCAUUAGUUAAAUUAUUAAGUCACGAAUGCGUAGAAGUAUAUAGAAACGCCUGCGGCGCUCUUAGAAACCUUUCCUAUGGGAGACAGAACGACGAAAACAAAAGGGCCAUAAAAAACGCGGGCGGCAUUCCCGCAUUAAUAAACCUCUUACGGAAAUCGAAUGAAGCAGAAAUUAAAGAAUUAGUUACCGGCGUAAUAUGGAAUCUUUCGUCGUGCGAAGAUCUAAAACGCCCAAUAAUUGACGACGGUGUCAAUACAAUCGUUACAUUUAUUAUAAUACCCCACUCUGGAUGGGAUCCGCAAGGGAAUUCCGGCGAAACUUGCUGGUCAACCGUCUUUAGAAAUGCUUCGGGCGUUUUACGAAAUGUUAGUUCUGCGGGAGAGUAUGCUAGAAAAAGAUUGCGAGACUGUGACGGUUUAGUGGACGCGUUAUUGUUUGUAGUACGCUGUGCCAUUGAAAAAUCAAAUAUAGGCAAUAAGAUUGUAGAGAAUUGUGUAUGCAUUUUACGAAAUUUGUCAUAUAGAUGUCAGGAGGUAGAGGAUCCGAAUUACGAUAAAAAUCCUUUGCCAACUCAAAGUAGAGUAACCGCUAAUCCGAAAGGUGAGAAUCUGGGCUGCUUUGGAGGGAGUAAGAAGAAGAAAGAUUCCCAAAUUGUUGACGUAAAGGAAAGUACUUCUGGUGUGUCAGGGGGUAAUUCGGGUAGUUCGGCAGCUAGAGGUGAACCAGUUCAUGGGUAUGAACUUUUAUGGCAGCCCGAGGUGGUUCAGUCAUAUUUAACUUUGCUACAAAGUUGUUCGAAUCCAGAAACGUUAGAGGCAGCUGCGGGCGCCCUUCAGAAUCUGGCAGCUUGUUAUUGGCAGCCAAGCAUAGAAAUACGAGCAGCUGUUCGCAAAGAAAAGGGUCUACCUGUAUUGGUGGAAUUACUACGAAUGGAAGUUGAUCGUGUCGUCUGUGCCGUAGCGACUGCCCUAAGAAAUCUUGCUAUCGAUCAACGUAAUAAGGAAUUAAUAGGGAAAUAUGCAAUGAGGGAUUUAGUUCAGAAAUUGCCUUCUGGAAACCCUCAACACGAUCAGGGUACCUCUGAUGACACCAUUGCUGCAGUAUUAGCCACGCUAAACGAGGUGAUAAAGAAGAAUGCCGAAUUUUCUAGAUCACUUUUAGAGGCGGGGGGAGUUGAAAGACUGAUGACAAUUACUAGGCAAAGACAGAAAUAUACUCCAAGAGUGCUCAAAUUUGCAGGACAGGUACUGUUUACGAUGUGGCAGCAUCAAGAUUUGCGAGACGUUUAUAAGAAGCACGGGUGGAAGGAGCAAGACUUUGUCACCAAGACUGUGGCAGCUCGAAAUGCCGGUCCUAAUUCGCCAAAUAAUGCAAAUAGCACUUUAAAUCGACCUAUGGCUUCGCAGAGUGGUACAAGAUAUGAAGAUCGAACGAUUAAGCGACAGGCACCUUCUCGGGGCGCAGCUGCUAUGUAUCAAAGAAACGAAGAUAUACCUAUGGCGGACAUGGCGUACCCAGAACCACAACCGCCCCUAGGCUGUGUGCGUUCCUACCCCCCAGGUGCAGGUUCUAACCCACCUCCACCGGAGCCUCUCUACGCGCAGGUCAAUAUGGAGAAAAAGCGCAGCCGCCAACCUAGCCUCGGAAACGCCAACCAUGUCGAUGAAAUCCAGCUCACCGCCGGUAAAGAUUCCUGGGUGUAGUUUCUAACACUUGUUAUAUUUAUUAUCAGUGUUAAGCCUCGUAUAUACAUAACAUAUGCAUAUAUGCGCACUGAUUUGUAUUAACGUUUGUAAAAAUAUUAGUUUUUGGUUUACUGUGAUGAGCUUCAAAUUAAAUUUUUUGUAUAUAUUUAUUACAUAUACAUAUAUAUUAUUAAUGGUU
Photinus pyralis (common eastern firefly) is the source of this 3604-nucleotide messenger RNA. RefSeq names its product catenin delta-2 (gene p120ctn). Gene Ontology annotation, cellular component: plasma membrane; cytoplasm; nucleus. Gene Ontology annotation, molecular function: cadherin binding. The transcript is spliced from 9 exons. The record is from RefSeq and is a predicted model, not a curated record. The coding region runs from base 586 to 3423 and encodes 945 amino acids. Gene Ontology annotation, biological process: cell-cell junction assembly; cell-cell adhesion. NCBI's taxonomy places the organism in Eukaryota, Metazoa, Arthropoda, Insecta, Coleoptera, Lampyridae.